Xyrauchen texanus (razorback sucker) is the source of this 3323-nucleotide messenger RNA. RefSeq names its product rhomboid-related protein 2-like. Bases 347 to 1231 code for a protein of 294 amino acids. The transcript is spliced from 8 exons. Gene Ontology annotation, molecular function: serine-type endopeptidase activity. NCBI's taxonomy places the organism in Eukaryota, Metazoa, Chordata, Actinopteri, Cypriniformes, Catostomidae. The record is from RefSeq and is a predicted model, not a curated record. Gene Ontology annotation, cellular component: membrane.
GACGUCUUCCCAACUUUGACUUAUCAGAGGUUGCUUUUUGUUCAACUAAAGUAAACGCAAAACGAUCUUGCAGACCCUGCGGCUAGUAACGAGCGAAAAGAAAACUGCAACCGGAAAAGCCGGAUGAAGUCUCUCUCUAAUUAUCGCUCAAGGAGAACGUCCUUUGGUUUGUUGUGGUCACUCUGUCUUGAAAUAUUCUCAUAGAUAUCUUUAAAAAAAAAAAUAAAUAAAAAUAGCUUCUGUUUCGAUCUUCAAAUAAUCAACAACAUUACUGCGCAUUGGGUUGAGUCAACUCCUGGACAAAUUUGAUUGGCUUGCGUGAGAGGUGCACGAGCAGAAGGGAGAAAUGGACAAUGACAUCGAAGAGCAAGAUACUUUUCCAGUGCAGAGGGAUGAAGGUGGUGAGAACCGAGCAGAACGGAGUAGAAGGGGUCUGAGGGUAGAGAAGUUUCAGAAGAAAGUCUCUAGAUGUAUGCUUCCAGUGGAGCUACAAGAGACGUACUUGGAGCGAGCCAACUGCUGUCCGCCACCUAUUUUCAUCAUCCUCAUCAGUUUAGCAGAGUUGGCAGUAUUUAUCUACUACGCAGUAUGGAAGCCCCAGAAGCAGUGGAUAACCUUAGGUACGGGAAUAUGGGAGAGUCCCCUUACCUACAAACCUGAACAACGCGAAGAGGCAUGGCGGUUUGUCUCCUACAUGUUUGUGCAUGCCGGGGUGGAGCACAUCAUGGGUAACUUGUUGAUGCAACUGCUGCUGGGCAUUCCCCUGGAGCUGGUGCAUAAAGGUUUUGAAGUGGGCAUGGUCUAUAUGGCUGGGGUCCUUGCAGGUUCCCUCGCCAGCUCCAUUUUUGAUCCUCUCAGUGCACUUGUGGGGGCCUCAGGUGGUGUCUAUGCCCUCAUGGGUGGUUACUUCAUGAAUGCUGUGGUGAAUUUCAGGGAGAUGUUUCCGAUUCUGGGAGUGUUUCGGAUCCUAGUUAUUGUUCUCAUUGUUGGGACAGACGUUGGCUUUGCACUUUACAGAAGAUUUAUUGUCCAUGAGACUGCCAUGAAGGUGUCUUUUGUGGCCCACAUUGGAGGAGGUAUAGCCGGCAUGACUAUUGGUUAUGUGUUUUUCACCAACUACAAUAAAAAACUCCUUAAGGACCCUCGCUUCUGGAUGUGCAUUGUGGGAUACAUUGCCUUCUUUUUGUUUGCUGUCAUUUUCAACAUCUUCUUGUCCCCAGCACCCGCGUGAGGGUGCGUAUCUGUAAUGGUUUAAGCCUUGUUCACAACGCCUGUGUUCACAAUGGACAAUCGUUGUUUUUUAUUUUAUUUUAAAUAAGCCUUUCUCAGGUCAAUAAAACUCAUAAGACCGUUCUAUUCGUCAUUGUGUCAACAGAUUUAAGGUUGGAUGCUAAUACACUACACAGAUUCUAAAGUAAAUCAAAUGUACUGUAGAUUGGAUUGAAUUGGAUUGUGAAAUGCUGUAAUUGAUAUCCAAAUAUUCACUUUUUUGGAGACCUAAGCAUACCUCCUCAUAUAUUUAAAUCCUCAGGAACAAAGAUAAGUUUAAUAUUUAUAUUUUGAUGGGGUUGUUUCUACAGGACCAUUUAUUUUUUAUUAACAUGAUUAUUGAGCACGUUCUGUGUUCAAUACAAGUUGAGCUCAAUAGACAGCAUUUGUGGCAUAAUGUUGAUUACCACAAAAAUGUAUUUUGACUUGCUCCUCCUUUUCUUUAAAAAAAAAAAGUAAAAAUCUGGGUUACAUCGAGGCACUUACAAUGGAAGUGGAUGGUGGCCAAUAUUUUAAUGUUUAAUAUUUCAAAAGUAUGUGUGUAAACAUGGUUUUAGUGUGAUAAAAUCACAUACUAACCAUUUCUGUGUAAAGUUAUAGCCAAUUUUACAACUUUGUUGCCAUGACAAUGUCAUGUCAACAAAACCCUAAAAUGACAGUGAAAGACAAUUUAAGUAAUGUACAGCUUGAAUAAUGAAUGUGUUUUAACAGAGUAAUUAAUGUAAAAGUGCCUCUAUAAAAUUAUAAGCUUUACAUUUCUGCAUGUUAAGCCCUCCAAAAGUUGACCACAUUCACUUCCAUUGUAAGUGCCAGCACUGUAACAUUAAUUUUUGCUUUUUUUUAAGAAAAGGAUGGAUGAGUCUAAAUUUUUUUUUGUGGUAAUCAAUAUUAUGCCUCAAAUGCUAUUGCUUGAGCUUAAAUUGGAUUGAACCCAGAAUAUUAAUGGUUAUUUGAAAUGCUUUGUCAUUUUAUUGACAAGAUUAUUGAUAAAAUGCAUAGAUAUAAUUUUUACUUAAGUUUCAGGGGGGCCUGGGAAGCUCAUCGAGUAUUGAUGCUGACUACCACCCCUGGAGUCGCGAGUUCGAAUCCAGAGUGUGCUGAGUGACCUGCUUGGUUCCUUAGUGUGCCAGCCACCUAAGCAAUCAAAUUGGCCCAAUUGCUAAGGAGAAUAGAGUCACAUGGGGUGACCUCCUCGUGGUCAUGAUUAAUGGUUCUCACUCUCAGUUGGGCAUGUGGUAAGUUGUUCAUGGAUUGCAGAGGGUAGCAUGAGGCUCCACAUGCUGGGAGUUUCCGCGUUGUCAUGAGGAAAAAAUGGGAGGAAUUUUUUUUUUAUUGGCAUGUUAGUAUGCCAGAAAUGUACAUUUACGCAUUUGGCUGACGCUUUUAUUCAAAGCGACUUACAGAGCACUUAUUACAGGGACAAACCCCCCGGAGCAAUUUGGAGUUAAGUGCCUUGUUCAAGGACACAAUGGUGUUGGCUGUGGGGAUCGAACCAGCGACUUUCUGAUUACCAGAUUACCAGUAAUGUGCUUUAGACCACUACACCAUCACCACUCAUGGAUGGCCCAACGGAACCCUACCAUUAUAGGCCUGAAACUCGGCUAAUAAAUUGGCCAUUUUUCUCCAAUUUGUGGUUUCAGGAUGGAUUUUAGACAUCUAGAGCCAAAAAUUACCUUCAUGGUUACAACUUACCCACCCCUAGUCUAGAAAAAUCUACGUAAUGCCAUGUAGUUUUCAUUGGAUUUCUCAUCUUAGAAUUCCAGUAGAGGGCAUCACUGAUCAACAUGUGGGCAGACCUCAAACUGAGGUCACACCAAUGUAGUUUAAAUGUGGUAUUGCAUAAGCUAUUGACCUGUGAUCAAUAUGAAAUUAUGUCAAAUCAUUGCCAAUGACACGCAUCUAGAACUACCUUUUAAAAAAACAAAUCCCUGUUACCAUUUCAUUCUGUUUUAAAGAUGGAUUUAAGGUUGGAAUUGUAAGAUAUUUGUAAAUUGUUUUAGGAGAAUUGUUUCUACAUUUCUACAGAUAAAAAAUUAAAUAAAAAUGAUUAUACA